CAAACAAGCUCGAACAACCAUUUGUUCCGACUCGAUUCUUUUACGACUCGAUUCAAACCGGUCCGAGCUAUAUUGUUUGUUUUCUGGAAGGAGGAUUAAAGAAACCAAACAUAAAGAAACAAAAGCAGCAGCAGAUUCCCAUGCAUUGUUCACAAUCACAAGAAAAAUUCUCACAUUGUAUUAAUCAUCCAAAUCAGCCUGUCAUCUACUCUUCAAUCACAAUCUAUAAAACUCCAACCACCAAAAUUUCAAGAUCAAUCAGAAAUAAAAAAUAAAAAAAUGAAUUCGUUCGAAAAAAUACUCUUCCUAGUAGUAAUUACCACACUAGCCAUAGCCCGAACAUCCGUAGCAGGAGAUCCCGAUAUUCUCACCGACUUUGUACUACCACCAAACUCACCACCACCCGAUGGAAACUUCUUCACGUACACCGGCUUUCGAUCCAUAAUCGACGGCCCGUUUCCUCCGGCUUUCAAAGCCGUGAAGGCGGCAGCCGAACAAUUCCCAGCCUUAGAUGGACAGAGUGUUUCUCUUGCUGUGCUAAUAUACCCUGCUGGUACGGUGAACCCGGUUCACACGCACCCUCGAUCGGCCGAGCUACUGUUUUUGACACGUGGCACGUUACAAGUGGGAUUUGUGGACACGGCGAAUAAAUUAUAUACUCAGACACUACAGCAAGGUGAUCUGUUUGUGUUUCCUAAAGGGCUGGUUCAUUUUCAGUACAAUGCCGAUCCUAAGUCGCCAGCUGUUGCUGUUUCGGCUUUCGGGAGCGCGAAUGCGGGGACCGUUUCUUUGCCGAAUGGUCUGUUUAAUUCGACGAUUGAUGACAGUGUUUUGGCCCUGUCUUUCAAGACUGAUGUUGCCACUAUUCAGAAGCUUAAGGCCGGGAUCAAGGGCUAGAAACGUAAUUUUA
This is a messenger RNA of Erythranthe guttata (spotted monkey flower), 910 nucleotides long. Its product is annotated as germin-like protein 9-3. Gene Ontology annotation, molecular function: manganese ion binding. Lineage: Eukaryota; Viridiplantae; Streptophyta; Magnoliopsida; Lamiales; Phrymaceae. The record is from RefSeq and is a predicted model, not a curated record.